AUGGCUGCUCCGCUUGAAGAGCUAAAUCAGGGGAAUUCUGGCUCCCUAAGAUACACCAUCGGCGCUCCUCGCAACCAAAAUGACAUUCCUCCACAAAACUCCAAUGGUCAAUACACGUACUCCACUCCACCAAACCAGGCAAACGGCAAUGCAAACGAUGCUCACUACGACAGUGAUGCCAGAUAUUCCUCCGACAGCAGAACUGGAAGAAAGAGGUCCGUGGGCGGGCAAGGAGAACGGAGUAGAUCAAGAACAAAUGGCAGCACAGGAAAGUCAUCCAAUUCUGGAGCCCGGCAGUGCAGAAAGUGCAACGAGCCUCUGACUGGUCAAUUCGUCCGUGCGCUCGGUGGGACAUUUCACCUGGACUGCUUCAAAUGCGCCGACUGCGGCCAGAUUGUUGCCUCAAAGUUCUUCCCUGUGGAUGCUGAGGAUGGAUCUGGACAAUUCCCCCUCUGCGAAACAGAUUAUUUUCGGCGUCUGGAUCUGCUAUGCUUCGAAUGCGGUGGCGCACUUCGUGGCUCAUACAUUACCGCUCUCGAUCGCAAAUAUCACAUCGAGCACUUCACAUGUUCAGUCUGCCCUACCGUUUUCGGCGCUCAGGACAGCUACUACGAGCAUGAUGGGAGAGUCUACUGUCAUUACCACUACUCUACGCAGUUUGCGCAACGAUGCAACGGUUGUCAGACCGCUAUCCUAAAGCAAUUUGUCGAGAUCUUCCGGAAUGGUCAGAAUCAGCACUGGCACCCUGAAUGUUACAUGAUUCAUAAAUUCUGGAACGUCCGACUUGCACAAUCGGAGACCCAAGUGGAGCAGAAAGACAUCAAUGCUCCUGUUACCGAGGAUGAGCGGGAAACUGUCAAAGAAGAUGAAGAAAACAUGGAGGACAAAGUCUACCGGAUCUGGAGCACCCUUUCUACCUUUGAAGAAUCCUCUGCUUCCUGUAUCUCAGACAUGCUUCUACACGUCAGUAAUGGCGUCUACGUCGAUGGAGUCAUUGUUGCUCGAAAGUUCAUCUGGCACGUUGACAUCCUCUUCGGCGCUAUCGACACCCUUGCAGCUUUGGUCAUCAAGGCUCAACUCAAAGAACUCGCCUACGGUCGAGAAGCGAAAUUGCUCUGCAAAAAAGUCGUCGCCUUCUUCACACUUCUCUCAAAAACCCAGGAGACUGGGGUGCGAAAACUCGGCGUCACCCAGGAGCUCUUGUCCUUGGUCACUGGUCUGGCUCACUACCUCAAGUUACUCAUUCGCAUCGGUCUACAAGGAGCAUUGAAACUUGAGCGUGAGAAAGGAUCGCCUGAAGGCCUUCAUGCUUUCUUGGACGAACUUGCCGACUUGGAAACAAUUAAAGAACAGGAGAUGAAAUCACUGGAUUUGCAAGAGAGUGUGGCAGGUCUUGCUAGUCAAGAAUCAGAUUGCUGCUCUGCAUGCAUGGAACCCAUAGAUGACGAAUGUGUCAUGAUUUACGGUCGAAGAUGGCAUGCAAAGCCUCGUCAUCUUACCUGUAGUGUGUGCCAGCGAGAUUUGACGACCGACCUCGCCUAUGCGAUGUACAACGAGAGAGAAGAAAAGGUAUACUGCAUUGAUCAUGCAAGACGGACGCCGGACACAGUCUCUGGCUUCGCCCAUGUCACCAAAUUACAGCAAUAUGUCUUUUUACUCCAGGUUGCCUUGGCACGCUUGCUUGAGGUUUUGAAGUCUGGCGGUACUCUACCACAUACUUCUGAUGAUCCUAAUCUGACACCAUACAAUACGAAUGAAGGACAUCAUGUAUCACCUUCCGGAGAACCGGUCACGCCUCAUCAGAAGAUGGGAUCACGGUCUAGAUCUUACGCAGGUACAUCGAGCCAACAAGAGUCUUCCUUAGAGCAGACUGUGGGUGAGAUGAAGCGACUUCGGUCCACUCGAAACGAACGCACCCUUUCCACAACAUUCCGAAAGGCUCGAGAGUCUAAAAUCCUCUAUGGCCCAACUGGUGUGCGACCAGGCUCUCAAGGGGGUGAUGGCCAGGAUACCCGGAAUCCAGGGAAUUUCCAGAUCGUUCAGGAGAAAGAUCUUGAUGGUCGCAUGAAAUCGGAACUUACUUUUGGCAAUCAAGAGGGUCUCACCCUGGAUGACAUUCCGAGGAUUGUUGCGGCUGAGCAGGCAAAGGAACAGCGGCCGAACGCUUUCCGUCAUGCAGGCACCAACCUGAUUGGUCACCGAGGUAAUGAACCUAGACUUGUCAAUGGGCACCAGCGAGGUUCGUCUGGUGGUGCUGCUGAUCUCCUUGCCGGAGAAAGCCCUCUCAGAACAAAACGAUACUUUUCGGAACUGUCUGCACUGGAGUACUUUAUCGUCCGGCAUGUGGCCGUCCUUUCGAUGCAGCCCUUGUUAGAUGGGGAAUAUACCCUUGAGGAUUUACUAGGUCUCAUUGAACAGCGCAAGCAGACAUUCUGGGGCAAAGUCAGUCGUGCACUCCGUGGUGAUGCUGGCGUCAAGAAGAAAGGAAUUUUCGGCGUCCCAUUGGAGACACUAGUUGAACGUGAGGGAGCAGAAUCAACCAACGGAGUCGGACCUGGUGCCCUCAGAGUUCCAGCCAUCGUUGAUGACUGCGUAUCUGCAAUGAAACAAAUGGACAUGUCGGUCGAAGGUGUCUUCAGAAAGAAUGGCAACAUCAAACGCCUCAAAGAGACGGCAGAAGCAAUCGAUGCAAAUCAGACGCCCGACCUCAACCGAGAAAAUCCGGUCCAGGUUGCUGCGCUGCUCAAGAAGUUUCUGAGAGAGAUGCCUGAGCCGCUGUUGACAUACAAGUUGCAGAAGUUGUUCAUCAUUUCCCAAAAGAUUGUGGAUGAUGAACGCCGAAGGAGGGUUCUGCAUCUCACAUGCUGUCUGAUGCCAAAGAGUCAUCGCGAUACUAUGGAAGUACUAUUCUCAUUCUUAAAAUGGGCAGCCUCUUUUUCGCAGGUUGAUGAAGAGUCUGGCAGCAAGAUGGAUAUCCACAACUUGGCUACCGUUAUGGCGCCGAACAUCUUGUAUGCAAAAGAGAAGGCACCAGGCGCAAGAACACCUCAAGUUCCACAAGUUGAUGAUAGCUUCCUUGCUAUUGAGGCGGUCAACACAUUGAUCGAAUACAAUGAUCUGUUCUGUCAGGUCCCAGAAGAUCUACAGUCCAUCUUGACUGAUACGAAUCUUCACGGCAGCUCUGCAGAACUUACAACCAAGGAGAUAUUAUCCCGAUAUGGUCAUAUUGCUAAGGGCCAGGUGCAGAAACAGACCGUCGCAGCACCAGAUGCACCAGUCCGCAGCCCCGCGUCAGCUUCGAACUCUCUUGGACCCGUCGCCACAAGGGUGGACGUCGACCCGUAUCAGGCUAACGCAUGGCAGAAGCAAAGUUCUGUUAGGCCUGUACAAAACAUAGUUUCAGCAACAUCGACGUCAGCAAAUGAGUUCAACUUCGGCGUGCCUAACAGCCCGUAUGCUCGAGACCGUGCAGGAAGUGCUGAUAGUGGAGGAAGUCACGGGGGUGCGGCGGGUGGACGACAAAGUUACCAGCCGAGAGCAGGGCAAAUGGGUGUAGCAGGUUGA
Fonsecaea multimorphosa CBS 102226 is the source of this 3564-nucleotide messenger RNA. RefSeq lists its product as uncharacterized. Gene Ontology annotation, cellular component: cytoplasm. The record is from RefSeq and is a predicted model, not a curated record. NCBI's taxonomy places the organism in Eukaryota, Fungi, Ascomycota, Eurotiomycetes, Chaetothyriales, Herpotrichiellaceae. The transcript has 2 exons. Bases 1 to 3564 code for a protein of 1187 amino acids. Gene Ontology annotation, biological process: actin cytoskeleton organization; signal transduction.